Molecule: messenger RNA, 1404 nt
Organism: Triticum dicoccoides
Lineage: Eukaryota; Viridiplantae; Streptophyta; Magnoliopsida; Poales; Poaceae
Product: histidine-containing phosphotransfer protein 1-like
Exons: 5
Coding region: 963-1379 (138 amino acids)
Biological process (GO): phosphorylation; phosphorelay signal transduction system; cytokinin-activated signaling pathway
Cellular component (GO): nucleus; cytoplasm
Molecular function (GO): protein histidine kinase binding; histidine phosphotransfer kinase activity
Source: RefSeq, a predicted model, not a curated record
CUUUGGCUAGGUACUGGUUCUCUUAUGCAUUGAAGGUUAUGUUCUUAUUUUGUCAGACUUUGGUAUAUAAUCGGGAGCACUUGGUGCUGUACGAGACAAACUCUUAGUAGUCCAAUUCUAUCUGGAGAGAUUUUCAUUUCUAUCUGGAGAGAUCACUGUCAAGAAGAAUUGAAAGACAUGGUUCAGAGCAAUGAUCACAUGACAAGAUUGCACCAUCGAUGUAGUUUACGAAUUUUGCCAUUGCUCUUGUACGCUCCCACACGCUGUAGCGAGACAUAACAGGGGACCCCCUAAAUUCAUUAACCUUUCCUCUCCAAUAUAUGGACGUAGUACGUUCUUCAUGAGAUAGUUAAAAGACUGGUGCUGUUUUAUGCAAUGCGAAGAUCAGACAGAUGAUCCCGAUACGAAAGCCAAAGCUCUGUUAUUCGGUCGUUCCAUCCGCACAAAAUCAGCAAGGCUCUCUGGUCUUUGGUCCAAGAUCCAGCAGUUGGACCAGAGUAUUAUUAACUAUCUGCUAGUGUUUGCCAACCUCUAUAGCUUUGUUGAGUACUGCUGUCAUUUUCGGUCUCUAGUAAUGCAAUGUAAUAAUUACAUUACUAAAAAACGCCGCUUAGCUGUAAACAGAUGGGUAAAAGCUGGAGCAUAAGAGGUAUCUAGCGAUUUUUUUCUGAAAAAUAAAAGGUAUCCAAGGAAACUAUGUCUAACCAGUCGAAUCAAGUAAGGACGAAAAUAAUCAAAAGUUGCAGUUUUCGGAUGAGAAAGGACGAAAGAGAAUAAAUGAGAGCUAUAAAGAGAAGAAAGGGUAGCCGUCCAUUGCCAUCUACGGCUGAAGACUUGCAAUCCAACUCCCCUAUAUAUAUACAGCACCUACCAACACCAAUCUCCAUCCAUUCACUCCCUGUCCUCUCCUCGCUUAGCUUUCUUCCUCCUUGGUAGCUCUAGUCUUCUUGCUGUGGGUAGCCAUGGCGGCCCCGAUGUUGAACCAGCUCAACACCCUCGUGGCCAAAAUGUUUGCCGCGGGUUUGCUGGACGAUCAGUUCCAGGAGCUGCAGAUGCUCCAGGAAGGGAGCGCCCCAGACUUCAUCGACAAGGUUGUCACGCUCUUCUGCGAGGAUGGCGAGCGUAUCAUCGGCGAGAUCGCCAAGCUGCUGGACAAGCCAUGUCUGGACUAUCACAAGGUGAGCCAUUUUGUGCUUGAACUCAAGGGAAGCAGUGCAUGUAUUGGUGCUCAGAGAGUGAAGAACAGUUGCAUUCAGUUCCAUCAGUGUUGUCAGGAGAAGAGCAGAGAUGGGUGCCUGAACUCACUGGAUUCUGUGAGGAACGAUUUCUAUGAUGUGUGCAGCAUGUUCAGGCCACAUGCUUCAGGUACUACUUUUUAAAAACUCGUCUUAAACUCGUUGUUGC